This is a messenger RNA of Oryzias melastigma (Indian medaka), 2394 nucleotides long. RefSeq names its product NAD kinase 2, mitochondrial (gene nadk2). Lineage: Eukaryota; Metazoa; Chordata; Actinopteri; Beloniformes; Adrianichthyidae. The record is from RefSeq and is a predicted model, not a curated record. Bases 390 to 1694 code for a protein of 434 amino acids. Gene Ontology annotation, biological process: NAD+ metabolic process; NADP+ biosynthetic process. Gene Ontology annotation, cellular component: mitochondrion. The transcript has 12 exons. Gene Ontology annotation, molecular function: NAD+ kinase activity.
UUCGCGCUGACGUCUACGUCAUCGACGUGCCUGCGGCGUACGUGCCUGGCUGCAUGGCGCGUGCCUCCACAGCCGAGUUUUCGCUUUAAGUGACUAACUUUCUUUACCAUUCGUCUGCGGGGACUGCGCGCGUGCGAGCGCGGGAAGUUUGUGCAGCUGUGAAGUGAAAGUUACCCGCUAGCACCGAGCUAGCUUCCUUUAGCCCGUUAACGUGACGUCAGCUGACCCGAAAGCAGGUUAACGAGAUCACCGGUUCAGCUCCGCGGCGUCCCGGCGCCUGAGGAAACACUCGGCGUGUUACAGAGGGCUGCCCCGCGGCGAGGAGCCGCCGACCUGCCCCGACAGCUGGGUGAGUGAAACCGCUCCGGACCGGGGUCGACCCGGUCAGGAUGGCCCUCCGCUCGAUCCUGGGCACCAUGUGCCUCGGGAACCGAGCCGCCUGCUGUCGGUUCCACCUGCACCCCCCGCACGCGCCCGUGCGCCACGCCUCGUGCCAGUCCAGGUCCGGUUUCAAGCCCGAGAGGGUGGCGGUAGUGACCAAAACAACCCGGUACGAGUUCGAGCAGCAGCGGUACCGAUACGCGGGACUCUCCGAGGAGGACCUGAAGCAGCUGCUCGCCCUGAAGGGCUCCAGCUACAGCGGCCUGCUGGAGAGACACAACAUCCACACCAGCAACGUGGAGCACGUCGUUCGGAGCCUGGAAAGGGAAGGCAUCGAGGUGCAGGUGGUGAAGAGAGGAGCCUACAGCGAGGAGGUGGUCCGGUGGGCCGAUGCCAUCAUCUCUGCGGGGGGAGACGGGACGAUGCUCCUCGUGGCCAGUAAAGUCUUGAGCAAGGACAAGCCGGUUGUUGGCGUGAACACCGACCCUGAGAGGUCAGAAGGUCACCUCUGCCUGCCCGUGCGCUACACUCGUGCCUUCCCAGAGGCGCUGGACAAACUGUGCCGUGGAGAGUUCAGGUGGCUGUGGCGUCAGAGGAUCCGUCUGCACCUGGGGGGUACGGGGAUCAACCCCACCCCGGUGGACCUGCACGAGCAGCAGCUGAGCCUGGAGCAGCACAGCCAGGCUCACCGCUCCGACAGCCAACAGAGAUCUGGAGCGUUGCACCAGAGCGUCUCCACGCCGAGCCUGCUCCCCGUCAGAGGCCUCAACGAAAUCUUCAUCGGAGAGUCUCUGUCAUCCAGGUCAAAGUCUUUCAAACCCCACCUUAACCUCUUGCUCCAUAGGGCUUCCUACUAUGAGAUCUCUGUGGAGGACGGCCCGUGGGAGAAACAGAAGAGCUCCGGGCUCAGCAUCUGCACUGGGACGGGGUCUAAAGCCUGGUCUUACAACAUUAACAAGCUUUCAGAACAAGCUGUUGAAGAGGUUCUGAAAAUUGGGAGGUCCCAGGCAGGAGUGGACGUCCCUCUGAGCCCAGAGUUCAUAGAAAGAGUCACAGACCAGUACAACGAGUCGCUGGUCUUCAGUCCAGACGACCGCCGCCUCCUCUUCAGCAUCCGGGAGCCCAUCGUGAACCGGGUUUUCUCCAGCAGCCGGCAGAGGGGCUUCGCCAGCAAGGUGUGUGUGCGCUCUCGGUGCUGGGACGCCUGCAUGGUGGUGGACGGGGGGACCUCCUUUGAGUUCAACGACGGAGCCAUCGCUACAAUCAGCACGAGUGAGGAGGACCAGCUGAGGACGGUGGUUCUGGAGAACUGAGUCCGAAGAGCACGUCCUUCUUUCUGCGUCCAUGAAGUUCAGGACUUCUCUACUGAACAAGAAUGUGUGGGAAAGAGUUUUCUGAAUUUACUUUUUUAUCCUUUUUAUUUAGUUGUAUUUUUGUGGGUUUUAGCUGAAACUGUGCGGUGAGCUUUAGAGCUGAAAUCAGGACGAUAAAGAUGUGACGGUCUUCAUCAGUGAUUAAUUUAUUUAUUACCUUCUGCACUACGUAAACCUCGGCGAGUUUCUACUUUAACGCCGACCUGCAGACUUUGAAUGUUGGAGCCACAGACCGAUGCUGAGCUGACGGUGGGACGGACGCUCAGCAGCAGGAACCGCCGGAUGAAGAGGCUGAAGAACCGCUCCAGUGUGUUUGAAGGAGCACUGACUGUUACAGGCAGCUGUUCCACUCCUGAAAAAUCUCAUCAAACAUUUGAUCCUCAGAUGUUUAAGGGACAACAGCAGGAGUUUUUGGAGCCCAAGUUGUAUAUUUUCUAGCUGUUUUGGUCGUAUUGGAGGCUAAGCUUUAGUAUGAAUUGUUUUUCUAAAUGACAGAACCGCCAACCAGCCGUGGUGCUGGCAGCACAAACGUCUUCUGUAUCACGACCCAUGUUAGGAGCCGCGCUGGAGCUCAGAUGAGUCUGUUCUGAAGCUGCGCCAAAGUCUGAACAACUGAGUGGAGAUAAAACCAUAAAACAUA